Molecule: messenger RNA, 384 nt
Organism: Emiliania huxleyi CCMP1516
Lineage: Eukaryota; Haptophyta; Isochrysidales; Noelaerhabdaceae
Exons: 2
Coding region: 1-384 (127 amino acids)
Source: RefSeq, a predicted model, not a curated record
AUGCGACAUGUGGACGGGGGCAAGCCUUCAGCUGGUGCCAAGACAUCCGUAAAAUUGAAGCCAGGAACGGCCGCCAAAUCCGUGCGUGCUUUCGGAGCAACUGAGGGAAAGCCGCUGAUCGAGCCCAGCGUGCCCGCGGCCUCCCGCGCAGCACCGCCGCUGAGGACGACACGCUGCGGAAUUCGGAUCGAGCCCAUGGAGGAGGAGGGUGCAGUCGGCGAAUCGGAGGAGGAGGAGGAGGGCGCAGUCGUCGACGUUGGCGUGUCUGACUCAGAGGAGGAGUUGGAGGUGCUCCAGCAACCUAACCUGAUCCAGAAGCUCGCCGACGUUGUCAGCACCAUCACUGUCGCCGUCCUGGUUUUGAACGUGGCAGCUAGGCUCUAG